Messenger RNA from Schistosoma mattheei, 3066 nucleotides. NCBI's taxonomy places the organism in Eukaryota, Metazoa, Platyhelminthes, Trematoda, Strigeidida, Schistosomatidae. The record is from the annotation of a GenBank genome assembly.
AUGAUAACUAAAACUUUAACUGAAGAAAAAUCUUCGUCAAACUAUUUUACCGAGUUGUUAAAGUUAUCAUUAUUGGCGCACAAAUCAACAUUUAUUGUCUGGCGGAUGGAUCCAGCUCAAGGACCUAACUCAGGGAUACAUACAAAUAAUGUCCAGGGAGCACUUCGGCAGCUUGAUUUGUUGGUCGAAAAGGCGGAGCUCUAUGCUCAGGUGAAACUUAUUGGUUCUGGAACAAAAGAUCUGUCUAGUCCAUCAAGAAUUAAACAAGAGCAGCCCAUUAGUUCUCCUACUUCCCACUCUUUUGGAGACCAUCGACAUCGUCGUACUGAAAAAGAAGAAGAUGAAGAACUAUUGACCGAAACUAAGCAUAGUUCAUCUGGUAUUCAGCGUUUCGAAGCUUCUCCGUGGUAUGUAAAGGGAGGAGAGAUGCGUGAUUAUCAAAUCCGUGGUCUAAAUUGGAUGAUUCAGCUCCAUCAUAAUAGUAUAAAUGGAAUUCUAGCCGAUGAGAUGGGAUUAGGGAAAACUUUACAAACAAUAUCAUUACUUGGUUAUAUAAAACACUGUCGACACAAACAUGGGCCACAUAUGGUAAUUGUGCCUAAAUCUACGCUUUCCAACUGGAUGAAUGAAUUUGCUCGUUGGGUUCCUUCUUUGCGCACAGUUUCAUUAAUUGGAAACCAUGAAGAAAGGAGUCAAAAAAUACAAGAGGAGAUCUUGAAAAAGGAAUGGGAUGUUAUUGUCACAAGUUACGAAAUGUGUAUUAAAGAGAAGGCGGUUCUGAAAAAAUUUCACUUUAUAUAUUUAAUAAUAGAUGAAGCCCACCGAAUUAAAAAUGAAAAGUCGAAAUUGUCAGAAAUUGUCCGGGAUUUCCGCUCUCAAAACCGUCUCUUGAUUACCGGUACACCUUUGCAAAAUAAUUUACAUGAAUUAUGGGCUUUAUUAAAUUUCCUAAUGCCGGAUUUGUUUUCUUCAUCUGAAAUGUUUGAUGAUAUGUUCAAAACGGGUAAUGAUCAAGAAGAUAGUUUAGUUCAACGUCUACAUGCAGUUUUAAAACCAUUUUUGUUAAGACGAAUUAAAGCUGAUGUGGAGAAACGUUUACCACCAAAAAAGGAGUGCAAGAUUUAUAUUGGUCUUAGUAAAAUGCAACGUGAUUUGUACACCAAGAUUUUAAUGAAAGAUAUUGAUGUGGUGAACUCUGUAGGGAAUAAAGUGGAUCGUCUUCGCCUACUAAAUAUUCUCAUGCAACUUCGUAAAUGCUGUAACCAUCCCUAUUUAUUCGAUGGGCUAGAACCAGGCCCUCCGUAUACAACGGAUCGUCAUCUUGUUGAUAAUUGUGGAAAGCUGAUGUUACUGGAUAAAUUGUUGCCGAAACUUAAAGAACAAGGAUCACGAGUCCUUUUAUUUUGUCAAAUGACGCGAAUGAUGGACAUUCUUGAAGACUAUUGUUUGUGGCGCGGCCAUGAGUACUUUAGACUAGACGGAUCCACACCUCAUGAAGAACGCCAGAUUUCAAUUGAUGAAUACAAUCGUCCAGGUUCCACCAAGUUUCUUUUCAUGCUUUCUACAAGGGCUGGUGGUUUGGGUAUCAAUUUGGCCACAGCCGACGUAGUUAUCAUCUAUGACUCAGACUGGAAUCCUCAAGUUGACCUUCAGGCCAUGGAUAGAGCACAUCGUAUCGGACAAACCAAAACUGUACGCGUUUUUCGACUAAUUACAGAACAUACAGUUGAGGAACGUAUUAUUAUGCGUGCUGAGAUGAAGCUCAAAUUGGAUAACUUGGUUAUUCAACAAGGUCGUCUUGUUGAGCAAAAAUCAAACCAACUUCAAAAGGGUGAUGUUUUAGAUAUGAUUAGACAUGGUGCCAAUUACAUUUUCCGUAGCAAAGAUAGUGAUUUCAAAGACGAGGAUAUUGAUAUUAUCUUAGCUCGAGAUGAGAAUGGUGCACCAACAUCAGCAUAUAUAUUCGAGGGGGAAGAUUAUCGAGAAAAACAAUGUCGCACUUCCUUAUUAGAUGGUUGGAUAGAACCUCCGAAACGCGAACGCAAAGCAAAUUAUGCGGUUGACGCAUACUUUCGGGAAGCGCUUCGUGUCUCUGAACCUAAAGCACCGAAACCACCUCGACCACCAAAGCAACCAAAUGUGCAAGAUUUCCAGUUUUUCCCUCCUAGACUUUUUGAGCUUUUAGAUAAAGAAAUAUAUGCAUUCAGAAAGAGUAUUGGUUAUAAGGUUCCUCGUAACCCAGAUGCUGGGCCAGAUGGUGAGCGUGAUCGUCUGGAUGAACAAGCUAGAAUAGAUGAGGCUGAACCAUUAACUGAGGAGGAACUUGCCGAGAAGGAAGAGCUUUUAACACAAGGUUUCACAAACUGGUCGAAACGUGAUUUUCAACAGUUCAUCAAAGCCAACGAAAAACACGGUCGUGAUGAUUUAGAAGCAAUUUCAGUAGAUGUAGAAGGUAAAACUCCAGAUGAGGUUAAACGGUAUGCCCGUGUUUUUUGGACAAGAUGUAACGAGUUGCAAGAUGUCGAUAAGCAUAUGGCUCAGAUUGAGCGUGGUGAGGCGAAAAUCCAAAGAAGAGCUGCUGUAAAACGUGCUCUUGAUCUAAAGAUGGCCCGAUAUCGAGCGCCGUUUCACCAACUUCGGAUACAAUAUGGAACAAAUAAAGGGAAGAACUAUGUUGAGGAGGAAGAUCGUUUCUUAAUCUGCAUGCUUCAUAAACUUGGUUUCGAUCGUGACAAUGUAUAUGAUGACUUACGUCUUGCAGUUCGCUUGGCCCCACAGUUUCGAUUUGAUUGGUUUUUGCGAUCUCGCACAGCAAUGGAACUACAAAGACGUUGCAGUACUCUUAUUACUUUGAUUGAGAGAGAAAUAUGUGAUUUAGAAGACCGAACAAAACAGCGUAGUGGAGCAGGCGCGAAUAAUUUACCACUCACUCCUGCAAAUUCCGGACCAUCUAACACAUCCACAGUAUCCAACCAAAAGCGGAAGUCAACUGCAGCUGGUGGGAUUAACUCGGAUUCAACUGCAGAAAUUUCCGGAAACGCAAAGAAAAAGAAGGUCACUGCUUAA